CGGACACCUUGCUGCCAUGGCGAUGAUUGCAGCUUCAGUGAUCCCACAUGUCCAGGCUCUGCCAUCAUCCACAGGCUUUGCUCAUGCUGAGCCGAGGGUGAGGUCUCCGAGCAGAAGCUGGAGCUUCAGUUGGAUCUCUACAGCAGCAGCUACCUUCGGAGUUGCUGUGGGGACUGGCAGGAGACGCUGCGCAUUCGAAAACACAUUGGCUGGAUCAACGAACAAGGUCGGUGACAUGGUCAGGUCUCCAGAUGUGGUGCGCUACCUGGUGACACCUGAGUUGUCGAGGUGGAAGAGACCUUUCAAACCUCGCAUUCGGCCCGAGAAGGACCACACAAGGUAUCCAGAUGAUGACCCCAGAAGGAGCAGGCCGUACUUCGCGAAGUAUGCCCUCAUGGCCAAAGAACUCUGCUGGGUCACCAGCUACCAACUGGAGGAGGCACGACGUGAGAUUGUCGCAGCCACCAACCGAAGUGCCAAGGUGUACUUGCGCGUCUACCCGCACAAUGCUGUUUCCCAAAGGAUCGCUGAUAGCCGGAUCGGUGCCAGCAAGGGCAAAUUUGAGUACUGGGUGGCCGCACUCAAACCUGGGGUGGUCAUCUUUGAGCUCGACGUGGAGUCAGAGGAGCUGGCAAGGAUGGCCCUGAAGGCAGGUAGUCGAAAGUUGCCUUUCAAGGUGGGCUUUCAGAUGCGCGAGGAGGGCCCCUCUCUGUUCGAGAUUACGGGAUGACGGUGGUACGCUGCGGAUGGAAAAG
Messenger RNA from Cladocopium goreaui, 755 nucleotides. Lineage: Eukaryota; Dinophyceae; Suessiales; Symbiodiniaceae. The record is from the annotation of a GenBank genome assembly.